Xyrichtys novacula (pearly razorfish) is the source of this 5274-nucleotide messenger RNA. Lineage: Eukaryota; Metazoa; Chordata; Actinopteri; Labriformes; Labridae. The record is from the annotation of a GenBank genome assembly.
AGAGUCGACGUGUAUUAUGUUGGUGCUCGAAAAACUUCCUGUUUCAUGUAUACCAGCUUUCAAAACCGAGCGUAAUUUAAACAACAUUUCAGCGACAUUUUAGGGAAUAUCAGGUGUUGUGUGCCCCAGGAACAGAGUGUGACAAUGUCAGGAGAAAUUUCCAUGAUUGGUAAGCUGACUGUCUUUUAUUGUCUGUUAAUAACCGGUGUCUAGAUGCUCACACAUUGACAGCUUUGGUCCACCUGUGAUAAGCGUGUUCUUACCAUGCCAUAGGUUCGGUUAUCCUGGCCCUGUUUCUGGCCGGUUAUCUGGGCCAGCAGUACCUACCACCCCCCAAACCAAAGGUGAUCGGACUGGACCUGGGGACCACCUUCUGCUCUGUGGCAGUUUUUCACCCGGGCAGCGGGGAGGUAGAGGUUAUAGAGGAUGAGGAGGGGAGGAAGAGCAUCCCGAGCGCUGUCUCCUUCACCAACGACGCAGUGCUGGCUGGACACGAAGCCGUGGACCUGGCCGACAGUAACCCUCAGAACACCAUCUAUGACGCCAAGAGGUUCAUAGGGAAGAUAUUUGAGGAUGAGGACUUGGAGAAGGAGAGUGUUAGGUACCCAUUUCAGGUAAGUCGUGGAGGUAGGGCUGGGCGAUAUGGGUAAAAGUUUAUCAGAUACAUUUUCUUCAUACAUAUUACGAUAUUAAAAUGAAAUAUAACAGUACUUAUUGGUAGCAUUUCUUUUACAGUACAAUAAGCUGCUGCAUCUGUGACGUCUUUGUGUCUCUUCGACGUUUUGUUGUACAGCGUUGCGCUAGAGAAAGCGGACUGAAUGGUACCUGCGUGAAGCUGGCCCCCACCCCACGCAAAAUGUCAGGAAAAUAGUCUGCUUCUUUUGUGCUGAUUUGUGCCGUUAUAAUUUCUGUUUGUGCUGCUAUGGUUUUUACGUUAUUAAGUACUGUUUUAUAGGUCACCCAGAGGUCACCCAGGCCCCCAUUUGUUCCGAAUCGACCCGAAAUGGUGCCAUUCGUUAGUGCUUCGUUUGUGCCAUUCAAGUUUUUGUUUGUGUUGCUUUGGUUUUAAAGUUAUUCCACAUUUUUAUUUUCGGCGAUGACAUCACCCAGCCCCCAUUUGCUUUAAAUGGACCCGAAAUGGUGCCGAUCAUUAGUGCUUCGUUUGUGCCGCUGUUGCAGAGAAGUAUGCACCUUGCAGAAACGCGCACCGCUUAUAAUAUAGUAGCAAUAACUUAAAAACUGUAGCAGCACAAAUGUACAUUUUAACGGUACAAACUAGCACAAAAUAAGCACAAACGAAGCAGACUAUAUUCCCGACAUUCUUCUUGGGGUGGGGGGCCAGCUUCACACAGGUCUGUAUGGUCGGCUGUUUCGGCUGCACAGGUGCCAUGGGAUCCUCGCUCUGGACUUGUAACCUUUUGCGUUGUGCGUGCUCUUGCCACGUGGCACUGCUUCAGGUGGUGAAAAAGAUUUGAGGUAUUUCGGGACUGUGCAAGAACAUGUACUCGGCAUAAUUGGCAGUGCGCAGUGCAGUUGCGUGUAGCUACAGCCUGUUACUAUGCAGCUGUUUGCAACUUGGUUCUAAUUCAGCACGAUUGGUGCAGAGCAAAGCGGACCUGGAGCAGUUCCCCUUUUUAUAGGCUGUUCGUAUAGUUUACAAAAACAUGGCAGAAUGCCGGCUAUUGAAAAGCAUAUUGACCAUGUUUUAUUUUGAUAUUGAGGGAAAUUAAUUUUCGAUAUAUCGUUAUUGUUUUAUUGCCCAGCCCUACAUGAAAGUCUGUUUGACCGUAGAACAAUUUAGUCUACGAUGUGUUUACUUGUAGAAAUGUAUGUAAACAAUUCCCCUUUUUAAUUGGAUUGUUUCUUUCUCUCUUCUCAGGUGGUUAAUAGUAACGGGAGUGCAGAGUUUGUCAUCUCCACCAACGGUACCUUCACUGUGAGCCCAGAGUUCAUCGGCUCGAGGCUGCUUCUGAAAAUGAAGAAGAUGGCAGAGAGACAGCUCGAUGUGUUUAUUCAGAAAGCUGUCAUCUCAGUUCCUGCAGACUUUGACGAGAGACAGAGGAACUACACUGUCAGGGCUGCCAACCUCGCCGGUCAGUUUUAAUAAUGAUAAUAUCACAAUAAGUUUAUUUAUAUAGCACUUUUCAAAACAGAUUUACAAAGUGCUUCACAACAAACAAACAGUUCCACUUGCUGAAAGUUUGAGCAGCACAUUUGACGAAGCUACACAUCAGGAGCAUUUGUGUAAAAGCUCUGUGAGAUGAUUGCUGUAUUUAAUCUUCAUCCGUGGGUAGAUAGAUUUCAUGAAAUAGUGCAGUUACACAUAUAAGAUAUAAAAACAAAAACCCUACACAACAAGACUUUUUUGAAUUAUUGUAAUUUUGAGUUUUUACAGGUCAUCAUCACCAACUUAAUGUAUUUGUGCUGACUCACACAAACACGCAUCUAUAUUCACACAAUCAAAUACAGAAAUUGUGUAUAAACGGUUUUAAAUGAUCUCUAAAUGUACUCUAUAUCUUUUAAUAAAUCCUUGUACAUCAGUUUGUCCUUUAAGAUACAUGCAUUACAAAUAUUUGAUCUCUCCCGUUGUCUUGCAGGCUUGGAGAUCCUGCGUGUGAUUAAUGAGCCCACAGCAGCAGCAAUGGCCUACGGUCUGCACAAGGUGGAUGUGUUCAAUGUGCUGGUGGUAGACCUGGGGGGAGGAACCCUAGAUGUUUCUUUGCUCAACAAACAGGGAGGCAUGUUUCUCACCAGAGCCAUGGCAGGUAAAGUGUUUACCCACUUCAGUGUUCAGUAACGCAGUGAGGCAGUAGAAAAUGUAGCUUUUGUUACAGGGUUAAAGUCCAAAUGAAAUGAAAGAAAUAUGCCGCCAAAACUUUUAGCUGAAUUUAUCAAGAGAACAAUGUGGGAUCAGCUAAAUUGGGAACUUAUGAAAGCAAAUCAGAUAGGUCAAUAGAUAAAAAGUCUAAAUAAUAAUUGGAAAUAUUCUAAAAGGUUUUACUGCUGCAGGGACCUGUGUGACUGUCAUAUUUCUCUGCAGGGAAUAACAAGCUGGGAGGUCAAGAUUUCAGCCAGAGGUUGCUCCAGUACACCACAGAGCGAGUCCAACAGGAGUUUGGCGUCCUACCCACUCUGAAAGAGGACAUCCACCGUCUUCGACAGGCUGUGGAAACAGCCAAACUUAACCUCACCCUCCAACCUUACACCACCAUCAGGGUACCUCUGCAUAUUCACACCCAUGAAAGCUCUGAUUCCUCCAAGGGUUCUGCUCCUGCCCCAGUCCUCUUUCAGACUGUGAUCACACGUGAACUCUUUGAAGAGCUCAAUGAGGAUCUUUUUCAGAAAAUUUUGGCUCCCGUUGAGACUGUGUUGUCUGAAGGCCACCUAGAGAAGGAGGAAGUUGAUGAGAUUGUUCUGGUCGGAGGGUCCACCAGGAUACCCCGGAUAAGGAGACUUAUCAGCGAGUACUUUGGGAAGGAACCUAAUACGUCUGUAGACCCUGAUCUUGCGGUGGUUACUGGUGUGGCUAUCCAGGCUGGGAUCAUGGGCGGUUCUUGGCCUUUACAAGUGAGCGCCAUAGAAAUUCCCAACAGACACCUGCGCAAGACAAACUUCAUCUGAUUUUUUUCCAGGGUUAUUUAUUCCAUUUAAAGGGACGCCACAGAGACUUGCCAGUAGUUUGUGACUGCUCCAUGCUUAUCUUUUACGCAUAAUUUUAAAUGAGCUAAAGUCACAAAAUAACAUCUGAAUGAAGACAUGCAAAGUAUUCAAGUUGUCCUUUUUAUCUCAUGCGUUGGUGUGUGAAGGGCAACUCAAGCAGAACAAUGUGAGGCUGUUAUCUACCACAUACUUACAUUCCUUUUUCCUUCAAAGCUGAAACCAUCUGUCAAAGUGUACAAACCGGUUUGAAAGUGAAAGAUUCUCUGUAGCACAAAGGCUGUUCGUUGUUUCUGCGUCAGUGGAAAGAACAUUUUAAUUUACUUCUCAAGACUGAAGUCAUCUCUCACUUAUGUUCUGGCACUUUCAGCUUCUUUUUUGACGUUUGUUCUCAUUAGAUCCUCUAAUGGUUUUCAAAUCAGGGAGCCGCCUUUAUUAUUUUUUUUUCAAAAUACUUAAAGGAUGAGUGCAGCCGCAUCGAUUUAUUUAUUUAAUUAUUUAUUCAUUCCCAUGUGACCUCUAUGUCUGGUUUAUUUGUAUGUGAGAUAGAGAGAGUGUGUGUGUGAAUAUUGGUUCAGUUGUUUUGUUGUUCUUUAACACAUUUUUACAUCUUUCCAUCAAAGGUUUACACACUGUUCAAGGUACUCGCUUUUCAACAGUUGAAACUGACCUGUUUCUGUUUUCAAAACUAACUUCGAAACAUUCAGGAAGUCAAGUAUUUUGUGGUUCUAUUAGGGAACUGUUGUCGAGAUCCUCAUGAGGCUCAGCAGAGAGGAUUUAUUUUCAGAUAGAAGUCAUUGACAUGUCAGUGAAAACAUCUAGUCAUCCAUUAACCAUUUCAAGGUUCUCUACUUUACAGAUGACUCACUUCAUGGCCAGAGUCGAGUGGAAAGGUGCACUUUUCGUAAAGCCUUUGAACAAUGCAAUCUGUUUGGAGAAAUAGAGAUUGCAUUAUUCGUGAGUGAAAGAGGAGUUAUACUCAGUGACGCACUUUGAGAUUGGCCAACUUUACUUUUUUUUUUUUUGUUUAAUUCUUCAUACUGUGUUUAAACGGCCAUGUCUGCCUCUUUCUUUAAACUGUAACUUUUUGUGUUGAUCAUCAUAAUGAAGUAUAACAAUCUGCUUUUUGCUGCUGUAGGUAAACAGGUCAGCUCUGGUAAUCUCAUAGAAGGACCAAAGCAUUGCUUUACUAGUGCCUUGUGGACUUGAUCAUGAGAAAUGUGUUACUGUCAAAGAAUGUUUAAUAGACUUGAACAUUGUGGUUGCCCAGGUUGCCUAAAGUUUGACAAAACUCUAGACUAAUUUUGAGUGAACAAUGUUUCUUCUGCUCGUUUGCUGGCUCACAGCAGGACUUUUUGUGCAUCCAGUAUGAAAAAAAAAAAAAAAAGAUUUAUAAGACAUAAAACUUGGAAAUCUAUAUUUCUAAAUUAUCUGUCACAGUGAAUUGCAAGCUGCCUACAUUCCUUUAAGGGUGUUUCUCAACUUGUUGCUGCCAAAUAAAUGUUUAUCUGAUGUUAUUGUCAUCUGUGUCACAGAGUUGUGAUUAAAUAACACCAACUUGGUUGACCUUAACUGUUCCAUUUAAUCUAUUUACUUUUAUUAAAUAUUGAAGAACUA